UUUACGCAGAAAUUUGGACAUAUAAAGUUUGAAAGAUAAUUAUUUGGAUAUAGAUUUGUUCAGAUUUUAAUCUCACACUUUUGAAAUUUUAGUAUUAAUUUAAAUUUUUGCCUUUAAGUAUACUUAGUUUCUUUUUUCUCCUUUUAAAUAAUCUGCAUUCACAGAUGCGAAAAUCAAAUAUAAAUUGAGCAUGAAGAAUAUGGAAGUUGCAGAAAUUUCUAAUUUAUCUGAGUCUUCAGGACAUAAAGCUUCAGAUAUACAAUCUGUUGAAGAUGAAAAUAAAUUAGAGUUUCUUUCAAAUAAGAAAAUGAAGCUAUCACCUGAGCUUUCUAUGGAUGCUGCUGUUACUGAAUCAGCUGAACAGGAUUCAUGUAUUAAAGUAGUCAAUUUUGCAACUGAUGAUUCCUCUUCAAUUGAGAUUUAUAAAUCAUCAGAUAAUAAAACAGGAAUUCCUGAGGAAAUUUUAAAAUUUGUUUCUGAUACUUGUGAUACAGUUCAAAUUAUUGUAAAUGACAAGUCUUCUAUGGCUGAUAUUGGCAAACUGCCAAUUAAUGAAAUUGUAAUUUCAGAAGAAAUUUCUAAACUUGUUUCUGAUAUCUGUAAUAAAGUUGAAAUUGUUAUAAAUGGUCCUGCUGCUAGUAAUAGUAAUGUCGAUACCACAACUACAGAUUCUGAAGGAAUCUCUAAAACAUUUGCUAAUGAUGAUUUAUAUGAUGCUGAGGUUGGGGAUGAUGAUGAUGGCUUAAAUAAUAUUUCUCCAUUUGAUAAUAAUGAAUCUUUUGUAAACGAUGUAAUCAAAAAUAGUUCUGAAUUAGCAGAAUGUGAUACUGGUGAUAAAAUAUCAGAAAUGAAUGAAGAUGAUGAAGAAUGUGCUAAUUCAUUUCUAGAAACAGACGUCAGGAAUCCAAUCCGUAAAGAAAGACAUUGGACAGAGCGAGCAUCAUUACCAUAUUACCGUGAACCUAAGCCUGAUUUCUUUGAAUAUACUCGAAAACUGCAAGAGAAACUUGAUCCAAAGCCAUCUGCUAUUAGUUCUUCAUCUAUACCAAACAGUUCAAGUCGUAUAAUUGUGUUGGAUGAGCCUGUUGAUCAGGGUAAUAAAGAAUCUGACCUUAUUAAACCUGCAACAACUUCUGGGACUUUCUCUACUAAAUUUGAUUUAUGCCUUGAAAAGAGUAAAGUUUUAUCUUCAAAGAAGCCUGUUUCAGGUCUUAUCAUUUUAGAUGAUUAUAAAUCUCCUAGAAUUAAAAAUUCUCACUUCUCAAGAUCAAGUGAUAUGUGGAAUCUCUCAUCUUUACAGUCAGCAAAAGAGCAACCAGAACCAGCUCCUGGUUCAAAAUAUAAAGCCCUGAAAGAACAGCUGAUGGAAAAAAUAAUGCUAAAGAAAGAAGAAUCAUUGAUUAAGCGUAAGGAAGAACAAGAAUUUGAUGAAGAAAAUUUUGAAGAGGAAGAAGAAGUUGUUUCAGAUGGGACACCUUAUGAAAGUGCAAAUGGUUCAUCUGAUGAUGACAUGGAGGAUGACUCUCCAGAAAAUACAGGAGAUGAUGUUGUUUUGAAAGAUAUGCUGUUAAAGGAAUGCGAAAACUUUCCAGACAGAGAAGAGAACCUUUUUAGAGAACCUGAAGAUAGCAGUCAUAUGAAAAACUCUGAAGCAGAAAGAGUUAUUGAUUCAGGUACAACUAUUAGUGAAGAUUCCCAAGAGCCAAUGGAGUGUUAUUCUUUACCAUCUUAUCAACCAGGUGGUGGUUUUACUAGAUCUCCUUUACAAAACAUUAGUAUGAAGAGAAUGUUUUCAGAUUCAGAUUUCAAUGAUUCAGCACUGAACUUUUCUUUACAACCUAGAAGCAAGGAUAGGAUUUUUUCUGAUUCAGAUUUCACUGAUUCGGCACCAAGUGAAUCACCAGGACCCAGUCAAUUAAAAAAUGUCUCUACUUUGGAGUUUAAAAAUAGUGCUGAUGAACAGCUACCUUUUGAAGGUUCUGAUGAACAGGAGAUCAUUCCUCACUGGGACUCAUUACCUGCUUCUGAAAAACAAGGAUCACAACUAUUUGAUGAAGAUAUCUCAGUUAUAUGUUCUGGAAAAUUUCCAUCCACAAAUGAAGAAAUUCCAUGGACACCAUCAUCAAGUACAAAGAAUUCUCUUCCUGACAAAAAAUCUGUGGUUUCUCCAUCUUACAGUAACCAUACAAAUAAUGAGACGGAUCACUUAAAUGAAUCUGAUGAUGAAGAACUAGUACGACCUGCUAAAAAAAUUAAACUGUCUUUGAUUGAAAAGCUUUGGGAUUCAGAUGAUGAAAAUGAUGCUGAUUUUAAACAUCCCAUUGUGAAUAAUGGUGAGUUAAAGAAAAAUCAUCGCAACAUUCAAAGUGAUUCUGAUGAUGAUGCAGACCAAGAUAAUGAGCCUGUUAACUCGAAGGAAGAAGACGAACUUGAUGAUCAAUCUGAGAAUUUAGAGCAAGUUAAUGAGUCAUUUGAAGAAUCACAUGUAAAAAAGGCUGACGAUAAAGACUCUGAUAAGAAAUUUGAAAUAAACAAUUUUUUUGAAAAUGAAGCUGAGCUUUCUGGAGAAGAAGGUAGUUCAGAUGAGAAUGAAGAUGAUAUUGACGAAUACAUGGAUGAUGAAAUGAUUACAGAUGAAAUUGUAGCUAGUGAAGAAAAAUUAAGGAAAGAAGUUGGAACUAUACAUUUCAAACGACAACAAGAUGAGGAUGAUCAAAUUAUUCGACAAUUAAAAAAUGACUUUCUUCCCGAAGGAGAAUUAUACAAUGAAAAUGGCCAAAGAAAAAGGAGAUUUAUAUGGAAUAAUAUUGGAAUGGAUGAUAAUGAAUUCACGGAAACAAAAUCGGAUUCAGAAGAAGAGGAAGUUGAAAGUCUUCCUACAGAUUACUUGAAGUGGCAACAGGAAAAAAAUAAAUCAAAUUUACCUGAUGAUGAUAAUGAAGAAGAAAUUCAAACUCCCAAAAGUAUUGGUUUAAAAGUAGACAUUAUAGGAAAGGUUUCUGUUACUCGCUACAGUAAUGGAUCAAAUUCCAGUAUUUCUGCAAGUCCUGCACUACGGCGUGGUUCUUUUCUAAAUUCUAGUAUUGGGAAGAAUAUGAAAUUCGUAAAAGAGUUUAGUAGUUCUGAAGGAUCAGUAUCAAGAAAAAACUUUGUAUUUUCAUCUCCUCAGCCUAAUGCUUCUCUUCCAUCAACUCCUACAUUAGAAGUAAAAAGCACAAGAAUCAGUAAUGUUAUUAAUAACAGAAGCAUAUUUAAUAAAAUUUGAAUUUGUGUGAACUGACCAAUGAACUUUUAUCAUAUCCGUAUCAUUUGAUAUUCAAUAUGGAACUAUGUAUGUUCUACAGAUUUUAACUUCA
Messenger RNA from Argiope bruennichi, 3356 nucleotides. Its product is annotated as dentin sialophosphoprotein-like. Bases 191 to 3265 code for a protein of 1024 amino acids. The record is from RefSeq and is a predicted model, not a curated record. Gene Ontology annotation, molecular function: anaphase-promoting complex binding. Lineage: Eukaryota; Metazoa; Arthropoda; Arachnida; Araneae; Araneidae. Gene Ontology annotation, biological process: mitotic DNA replication checkpoint signaling; mitotic G2 DNA damage checkpoint signaling; activation of protein kinase activity. The transcript is spliced from 25 exons.